Messenger RNA from Fusarium musae, 1140 nucleotides. RefSeq lists its product as uncharacterized. Bases 1 to 1140 code for a protein of 379 amino acids. The record is from RefSeq and is a predicted model, not a curated record. NCBI's taxonomy places the organism in Eukaryota, Fungi, Ascomycota, Sordariomycetes, Hypocreales, Nectriaceae. The transcript is spliced from 2 exons.
AUGAGCCAAGUUAUCGUCGACCACCAAACGCGCGCAGAGAUCACUCAGAUCCAAACAAAGGGCUUGACCCUCUUUGACACUCUAUACAAUUCUCUCGUCCUUCGUCACACCCUUCCCUACCUCCCUGUAUCAGGCCUUCUAAACCUCGCCGCAACCUGUCGCGAUAUUCGAUAUCUCCUGCACCAAACGCCCGGUACCUUUCGUCACAUCGAUCUUACACGGGUCAAGACAGCGCAUUGCGAAGACGCCCAUAAAGAAACAGAGCGCAAUCUCGCAGUCUGGCAUAAUGUCACUCUUUCUGAUUACCUGACUGAAGAUGACUUCUACGCCGGGCCCUUGAGGGGCAUUUUCUCUACCCUACGACAACGCGAUAUUCUUCGUGAUGUCCAAUCCCUAAUCCUCGACGGCCUCUCCGUCACAGCUGAGCUCUGUCAUGAGAUCAUCAACGAUCCGUCAUACAGCGUGCGCAUGCUCUCGAUCCGCGGCGUCAACAACCUGAACCAGGGCAAGCUUCGCGCAGCGCUAGCAUACGCCUGUCGCAGCUCUCGCCCAGAGAGCACCCCACGACUCAAAGCAGUCUACGUCUUCGGCCCCAUGCCCUGCGAUGAAAACUCCCAGGACUCUGCUGAUGCAUGGUGGUCCAAAAAGGGCCGUGUCCUCAACAGCACCAGCGAUAUGGACGACUGGGCGCAGUGCCUGCUCGCCUGCCAGGGCCUCAUCUCCUUCGACGCAGUGCUCUGCCAGGGUCCCCGCCACGCCAGCUCGCCAGCCUUUGGGUCCUGCAGCGUCUCCUCGCCGUGCAGCCCAGCGGUCGCUACCUUCUCCGUUGGUGGCUGCGCGGGCUGUGGCAAAGCGCCGGAGGGCGUCAUGACGGCUAGGACGCACUGCUCUUCGCUGCCGCUGCUAGCUCCGCCGCCGAUCCUCUCGUCGUCCGUGCAGGCUGCCACGACGCCGCGCCCGGGACAUGAGGAUUUCGUGCCCAGGUGUGCCGAUUGCUUGAGGGAUAGGUUCUGUGUUGCGUGUAAUAAGUGGUGGUGUGAGACGUGUUAUCAUCCCUUUGGUGGUGAUGAUGUGAAGAGACAUGUCUCACGAAGCUGCUGGGAAUGCGGCAUCAAUGUGCGCAACCUCUACAAUCACUGA